AUGAAGCAAUUGACCAUAAAUAGUGUAAGUAGAUGUAAAGUAGCAAAAAAGCGGAGACCUAUCGCCAACAACAAAUCUUCUCCAGAAGUGACCGUAGUCAAACAAUGUAAGAAGACAUUUGGCGUUGAGAAUUUAUUACUUAAAAAAGAAAAUGAAAUUCAUAUAAAUCGUCAAAGAGAAGAAAGUAAGUGUACAAUGGAACGAGUUGUUGCAUAUCGCUCCUCCGGAAAAGGUAUGUUGAUGGGGGACAAUCUCGGGACUGCAUGGAGAUAUUCGAUUAUUGAUGAGCGAGUGGAUACUGGAGAAGUCUGCUAG
Molecule: messenger RNA, 315 nt
Organism: Loa loa (African eye worm)
Lineage: Eukaryota; Metazoa; Nematoda; Chromadorea; Rhabditida; Onchocercidae
Exons: 4
Coding region: 1-315 (104 amino acids)
Source: RefSeq, a predicted model, not a curated record